Molecule: messenger RNA, 1653 nt
Organism: Lutzomyia longipalpis
Lineage: Eukaryota; Metazoa; Arthropoda; Insecta; Diptera; Psychodidae
Product: putative serine protease F56F10.1
Exons: 4
Coding region: 53-1519 (488 amino acids)
Biological process (GO): proteolysis
Molecular function (GO): dipeptidyl-peptidase activity; serine-type exopeptidase activity
Source: RefSeq, a predicted model, not a curated record
ACCAGAUAAGGCGAAGACGAGGAAUGCUUUUGUCAGUUGUGCGUCGUCAGUUAUGGUGAAAAUCAGUGCUUUCUUACUCUUUUGUGCUCUUUUUGGAGCAAUUGCAGCCAGGAGAUCCUUCUGGCGCGGCAAGAGCUUCCACGAAUUCUAUGGUGAUCCCACAAAUAGACCCUGGAUGAAACCACUGCCAGUGGAGGAGUGGCUUGAGCAACAACUUGAUCCCUUUGAUCCCACAAACAAUAGUACGUGGAAGCAAAGGUACUUCACCAAUUCCGACUACUUUCGCCCAAAAGAUGGCCCAGUGUUUCUCAUGAUUGGCGGAGAAGGCACAGCAUCACCUAAAUGGAUGGUGGAGGGUGCUUGGAUAAAGUACGCAAAGGAAUUUGGGGCUCUCUGCUUCCAGGUUGAGCAUCGUUUCUAUGGGAAGAGUCAUCCAACACCCAGUGUAACCGUGGAUGAUUUAGUCUACCUUUCAUCGGAAACAGCCCUGGCAGAUUUGACCUUCUUCAUCAUGGAAAUGCGCCGAAAGUACCACCUCACAACGGCUAAUCGUUGGAUUGCCUUCGGUGGCUCCUACCCUGGAUCCUUGGCUGCUUGGCUAAGGGAGAAGUAUCCACAUCUCGUUCAUGGAGCAGUUAGUUCCAGUGGACCCCUUGUAGCCAUUGUGGACUUCUGGCAGUACUACAACGUCGUGACGGAAGCUAUUAGUGACUGCCAGGACACCGUGAGGGAUUCCAUUGAGCAAGUUGAGUUACAGCUACGCACGGAUUUGGGGCGAAUGGCUGUAAAAGAAAAAUUCCACCUCUGUGAUCCCGUCGACACAACCAAUGAUCUCGAUGUGGCGAAUUUAUUUGAGAAUUUGGCCAGUAUUUUUGCCGGAGUGGUCCAGUACAAUGGAACACCCCGCUCUAAGCACAAUGUAGAUGAAUUUUGCACGAUCAUGAACAAUCAAACUCAGGGCCCAGCACUGUACCGCCUAGCGUUGCUCAAUAAAAUUAUCCUGGAUGAUGAGGGGAGUCCCUGUUUGGACUUCAAAUAUGAAAAAAUGAUAAAUGAUCUCCGGGAGACAUCGUGGGAUGCAGGAGAGGUGAAGAAUGGAACUCGUCAGUGGAUUUAUCAAACGUGCAUGGAAUUUGGCUUUUAUCAGACAUCCAAUAGUCCCACCCUUGUCUUCGGAGAUCGCUUCCCAGUCGACUUCUUCACGCGCCAAUGCACUGACAUCUUUGGGGAUCACAUAACAAGCUCCAGCAUUGAUAGAUCCGUCUACAACAGCAACGUUGCCUACGGAGCCCUCGACACGAAGGCAACAAAUGUGAUUUAUGUCCACGGAACAGUUGAUCCAUGGCACACGUUAGGCCUCACCGAGUCCAAUGAUGUCAAUGUGAGGACUAUUCUCAUUCAGGGAACUGCUCACUGUGCCAAUAUGUACGAACCACGGGAAGAGGAUCUUCCGCAACUCAAAGCAGCUCGUAUAAAGAUCAGAGAUUUCAUUGAGGAGCUUCUCCAAGAUAAAUACUAAUUCUCUUUUCCGGGGCAUUCCUGGAUUCCAUGGAAACGGCAUCGUUUUGCCAUAAAAUUCCUCUGUAUCCUGGCAACUCAUGCCUAAUAUGAAAGUUUUUGUGGAAUAAAUAAUCAGGAAGUGUGGGAAGAAUA